AUGCCGCCCACCAACGGCGAGGGGGGCUCCCAGCAGCCGCAACAACAGCAGCAGCAGCAACAGCAGCAACAACAACAACAACAGCAGCAGCAGCAGCAGCAGCAGGGUGGCAGCGGUUCCAGUGACUUUGUGCGCAAACUCUACAAGAUGCUCGAGGACCCCUCGUACCACUCGGUUGUACGAUGGAGCGAUGAUGGCGACAGCUUUGUGGUCUUGGAGAACGAAAAGUUCACCAAGACCAUCCUUCCGAAACACUUCAAGCACAGCAACUUUGCGAGCUUCGUCCGCCAAUUGAACAAGUAUGACUUUCACAAAGUCAGGCAUAACGAUGAGAACGGCGAGUCGCCGUACGGGAGAGAUGCUUGGGAGUUCAAGCAUCCCGAAUUUAGGGCGGACCGAAAAGACAACCUCGACAACAUUCGGAGGAAAGCCCCAGCGCCCCGGAAGCAGCAACAGUCCGAGGAAGCUUUCAACGCUUCACAGCAGCAGAUUGCCGCCCUGAGCGAGUCGCUCCAGGCGACGCAGCAACAGCUGCAGGCACUACAACAACAGUGCUACGAGCUAGAGAAGACCAACCGGUUGCUAGUCAGCGAAGUCAUGACCCUUCAGAAGAUGGUCAAGGCUCAGAACCAGGCCUCCAACGAAAUCAUCAACCAUCUCGGCAGCAUGGAGGACAGGAGGAGAAACAACCGCGGUGCAACCCAGGCGGCCCCCAACUUCCAUGCGGGUGCGAUGAGUUUCUUGACCGACGGUGCAGAGGAGCCGGCGCCCGAACUGAGGCGUGCCCGGGAGCUACUCAGCGUUGUUGGGCCAGAUCUCCAGGCUAACAGGGAGCUCGAACGGUUGUACAUGACAUACAACCAGAACGGCGCUCCUGCCGAGCCAGCGGCGACAAAUUCAUCCGCUGUUAUGUUCACACAGGCAGCAGCACCAGGCACGCAAGCCACUGCGCCAGGGAUGCCGCUCGUCCACAACCCGCUUAACGAUCCGCAAAACAUGAUGUACCCCGUGGCCCAGACGCCGAGUAUCGAUCCCUCGUUUCAUACUGACCAGAUGCACAACAUGCCGUAUAGUCGGCCUUUGAGCAAUCCGGCUGUUGUGGCAGAGACGAGCUCGUCGCAGAUUACCCCGUCGCAGAUCACGCCGCCGCCCAAGGACCAGAUGAGCUCGAUGUGGCGCGAUAAGAAGCCGCGGGUGUUGUUAGUUGAGGACGACAAGACGUGUGCUCGGAUUGGCGCCAAGUUUUUGAGCACUCUGGACUGCGGCGUCGACACUGCUGGCGAUGGUCUCGAGGCCGUCGAGAGGAUCAACCAGGACAGCACCCGGUUUGAUCUCAUUUUCAUGGAUAUCAUCAUGCCCAACAUGGACGGCGUGUCAGCCACGGCCAUGAUUCGUAUGGUGUCACCGCAUGUGCCGAUCAUUGCCAUGACAUCGAACAUUCGCGGAGAGGACAUCAAUACCUAUUUCCAAUACGGCAUGAACGACGUCCUCGCCAAGCCUUUCACUCGCGACAACAUGAGCCGUCUCCUGCGCAGGCACCUCGCUCACUUGCUCAAGGAUCCCCAAUCCGCCGCCUCCACGGGCAUCGUUCUAACAACAGAUGACUUGACUCUGGCAGGCCAGACCGCCGGCCCCGCAACAACAGGUGUCGGCGUCGGCGUGGCCGGAGCACCGUCUGGUGGUGCCCACGGCCCCGGCCCCCCGGCCCAGCACCAGCAGGGCUACGCCAUGGCCCCGCCUACAACCAUGCAGCCUGCCCCGCCGCAAGUCAAGUUCGAGCAGUCCCCCACAGCUGCUCCCGCGCCCGGCCUCGACCCCUCCUCAGCCGCUGCCGCUCCGACCUGGCAGUCCACUAACCCGGCUGGCGUCCAGCUCCAGCCCCCUCCUCCGCCUACGCCCACCCAGCCUUCCCCCACAUCAGCUGCCCCUCCUGCGGGGCUUGAUCCCGCCUCGGCGGUGGCUGCUGCUGCUGCUGCUGCUGCUGCCGCCGCUGCCGCUGCUGCGAGCAUGACGCCGGGAGGGUACCUCGCUGCGGCGCCGCCUCCUCCUCCUCCGCCAGGAGCGAUGGUCUUGACGCCGGCGGGAACGCCGACGGGUGUUGGGCAUCCGGCUCCCUCAGGAGCAGGUUCGGCUGCUGGGGCGAGGGGGCCCCCGGGUCCGGGUCCGGUGGGGCCGGGUAGUGUGGUGGAUGAUAGUAGGCCGGAGAAGAGGCAAAGGUUGAUGCAAGGGGGUUAUGCGUCUGUGUCGGGGCAUGGGCAUGGGCAUCCGGGGGUUGGGGUGGCGGGAUUUGUGCAGUAG
Molecule: messenger RNA, 2298 nt
Organism: Thermochaetoides thermophila DSM 1495
Lineage: Eukaryota; Fungi; Ascomycota; Sordariomycetes; Sordariales; Chaetomiaceae
Product: putative transcription factor
Exons: 7
Coding region: 1-2298 (765 amino acids)
Biological process (GO): regulation of DNA-templated transcription; phosphorelay signal transduction system
Molecular function (GO): sequence-specific DNA binding; DNA-binding transcription factor activity
Source: RefSeq, a predicted model, not a curated record